GCCUCCAGCCCGGGAAGCCAGCCCAGCCCAGCCGGCCGGCUUUGCAGCUCGCCCGCCCGCCCGCCCGCCGGCGAAGGGGGCACCGCGGGGCCGCUUCGGCGCGGGCUUCGGCGAAGACCCAGGCGGAGGCGCCGCGUUCCCAGCGCGCUGCGGCGACCGGGUCAGCUGGGCGUGCCGAGAAGCGCUCCUGCCUCGGGCGAGAGCGGGCGAGAGAGCGCGCCUUCGCGCCGGAGAGGCCGGGCGGAGAGGGGCGAGGAAGGCGCGGGGCUCCCUCCGGGCAGCGGGCAGAAGAACGCCGCCGGCGCCGCUGCCAUGAAACUGGCCGCGGCUCCCUGUCCGGGCCGCCUGCUGGCGCUUCUCCAGCUCCUGGCCGCCAAGGUUCUGGCCCAUCAAGGUUGCGAAAACGGACACGUCACCUCUGCUGGAGACUGCUGUGACCUUUGCCCACCAGGUUAUGGAGUUGCGGUUCCCUGUUGGAACACCAAUACCAAGUGUGAACCAUGCAAAGAAAACAUGACGUUCUCCUCUGUCGCCAGUGCCACCGAAACGUGCCAGCCAUGUUCGAUGUGCCCAAGCCACGUACCCAUGGUGGAGGCUUGCACCCUUACCCACGACACCGUGUGUGCCAUCAACUGCCCACGGGGACACUAUCUCCACGCAGGAAAUGCGAGCCACGGCGCUGAGCAUUGCCGUCCUUGCCAGGUGUGUCCAAAGGGCUACGGAGCCAUCAAGCCAUGUGGCCCCAGCACAAACACCGUGUGUCGGAAAUGCCCAGAUGGUUACUACUCAGAAGAGAAGAGCUUUUUGGAACCGUGUCUCCGCUGCCGGCUGGAGUGUGGCAAGAGCGAGGUUAUGAUCCAGAACUGCACCCCAGAUUCAGACACUGUUUGCAUGGAUAAAGAGCUGCAGAUCCUGAAGCGCACUGAAGGAGACUCUCGGAAGGAAUUCCCCAAAAGAUCUUCCCUUCUGGAUUCAGAGGGCAGCCCUUCUCCCAAUUCCUCCUCCUCAGAGUUCGUCCCUCCCUUGGCUGAGGACCAAAGCAAGAACAUUAUUCCAGUCUACUGCUCCAUCCUAGCAGCUGUGGUGGUCGGACUCCUCGCCUACGUCGCUUUCAAGUGUUGGAGUACAUGUAAGCAGAAGCAGCAGCUGGCCAAAGCUCGGGCUGGGGAGCUUGCAACUUCCCCAGAAGGCGAGAAACUUCACAGUGACAGCGGGGUCUUCCUCGACACUCACAGCCUCCAGGAGCAUCACCCGCUCAACAAGGCGCACAAAGCUGAACCGCGGCUCUACGCAAACCUCCCGCCUCACAAGCAGGAAGAGGUGGAGCAGCUGCUGGAAACGCCCCACCACGGCAAAGACUGGCGGUGCCUGGCCAACCACCUGGGCUAUGAGGAGGAAACCAUCGCUACCUUCGGCAGGGGGGAAGCCCCCGCCCACACUCUGCUCUCUGACUGGUCAGCCAAGGAGGGGGCCACCACGGAGGCCCUGUGCACAGCCCUGGCGGCCAUCGAGAGAGAGGACGUGGUGGAGAACUUGAACUCCCCUGCCGAGGUCAGCUCCGUGGUGUGACAGACCUGCUUGCACGUUGCACCACUGGUGGACUGUAGCGGGGUUGGGGGUUGUUUUUUAUUAAAAAGGGGGGAAGGGGGACGCAAAAGGGAAAAAGUCAGGGAGGAGGACUUCUUGUUACUUUUGUUAUGAAAAAAAUAAUAUGGACACUUGAACAAACGACGAUUACAGCGGACAGUGCUGAGACAUACGAGUGCUUCCCCCUGCUGGAUGGAGGACCUGUGGGUACAAUGAAGAGGUGACCCGGCAUUCAUUGCACAGCCCAACUGCUCACUGAUGGAUGGCACUGGGGGGAGGGGUCUGGAGUGCGGGGGGGGCUGAUGAAGGGAGGGUGGCACGUGCUUAUUCCUUUCCCGUCACAAAGAGCGGGGCUAGUUGGCCUUUCGCUUGCAAGGUUUCUCUGUGUCACAUGGGAGCAGUGAGUCUGCAGGCAGGCAGAAGCAAGAGGCAAAUUGGGCAUCCUGAAAAUCUUAUCUUUAAUUUAAGAGCUCAAAAAAAAUGAUUUCUUCUGCCCAAGAGGAGUAAAAAAGCACCACAAACCGACAGGGCUCCGGGACCGUUGCAGAGGGGCCUUUCAGCAGCCGGGGUAGGUGGGCUCUCCAGUCACGGCUGGCAAGGUCAUCUGUCUCCCAGUGCAUCUUUAUCCUGCUCUUCUUCCAAGGAAAGCUCAGAGCGAUGUCCAGGGGUCUUCCGCCUCCAAUUUACUUUCACAGUCACCCUGAGAUGUAAAGAGAAUGCCUGCACAUUCUCAGCAGUGGGUGAGGACUUGAACCUUCCACCCCCAGCAGAUACUAGCGCUCUGACCACUGCAUCACACCGUCUCACGGGGAGAGGGACUGGAAGGCACAUGGCCUUCUGGUCUGGUUGCCCCAGCUUGGGAUCUUUUCAGGAGCCAAGUCUGGCCCAAGCUCCAUCCUUCACCCAGCGGCUCAAGGAAACAGGCAGGCGACAUCCCAGGACAUCUUCCCAGAAGGUGACUGUACUCCUGCUUGAGGGUGCUCCCAGCACAGGGGUUCAUCUGUCAGCUGUCAUUCCAACCUCCUAUAUGCAGUUCUCGAUUAAAGGGGGGGGGGAAGUACCAACUUUCUGGAAAAUGCAGAAUUUGGUUGCUGGCAAAAUAGUCUAUAGCCCCAAAGAUGUGAGCCGCCAUCAACUUGCUCUCUGUCUCGCCUUCUAGAUCUUUCAGGGCGCAUACUUCAUAGAAGAAAUACAAAGGAGUCUCGUGGCACGUUACCAAUCAACAGAUUGAGCUGGGCAGAUGUCCUAGAACCAAAACCCUCUUCAUCUGAGUUGUGCCAUUUCCCUUGAGGGUGCCACAAGAGGGUUUUUCCCCCAGUCUUCCUGCAGCCCAUAAAUCCCACUGUCCCUCUGCAGUGUCAUAGGCAGGGCUUUUUUCCAGCAGGAACGCGGGGGAACGGAGUUCUGGAACCUCUUGAAAAUGGUCA
Molecule: messenger RNA, 3014 nt
Organism: Eublepharis macularius
Lineage: Eukaryota; Metazoa; Chordata; Lepidosauria; Squamata; Eublepharidae
Product: tumor necrosis factor receptor superfamily member 16-like
Exons: 6
Coding region: 313-1569 (418 amino acids)
Biological process (GO): Rho protein signal transduction
Cellular component (GO): plasma membrane; cell surface
Molecular function (GO): nerve growth factor binding; death receptor activity; coreceptor activity
Source: RefSeq, a predicted model, not a curated record